Asterias rubens (European starfish) is the source of this 2600-nucleotide messenger RNA. Its product is annotated as nuclear distribution protein nudE-like 1. Lineage: Eukaryota; Metazoa; Echinodermata; Asteroidea; Forcipulatida; Asteriidae. The coding region runs from base 225 to 1160 and encodes 311 amino acids. Gene Ontology annotation, cellular component: kinesin complex; centrosome; kinetochore. Gene Ontology annotation, biological process: cell migration; mitotic centrosome separation; vesicle transport along microtubule. The transcript has 9 exons. Gene Ontology annotation, molecular function: microtubule binding. The record is from RefSeq and is a predicted model, not a curated record.
UUGCAGUUCAACAAAAUACGGCGAUCUCUAGCUCUACAAUACUAUGUUGCUUGUCUGUGUCAUUCACGUCUACGUUUGUGUACCAGACAGACCUGAGUAGAUUCCGAGGAGCAGGAAGAUCAACCCACUGCCGUCCGCUACUGUCACUUGUCAGUGUCAUCAUCGGCCGUGUGUCAAUAACUGUUAUAUCUAUUGUAAACCAUUUAUAGUAAGUUAUUUGAAUCAUGGCUGGAAAGGCUCAACCAUUGUCGUUCAAAAAUACCGAAGAAGAGAUGGUGUACUGGAAAAACUUGUGUGACGAUUACAGAAAAAACUGGGAAGAGUCUAAAGAAGAAUUAGAUGAAUUUCAAAUCAGCAGUCAAGAAUUAGAAGCGGAGCUAGAAACGCAACUGGAAACUGCAGAAAACAAGGUCAAAGAGUUAACAGUUGCCAAGGAAAGACUACAGGUUGAAACAGAUGCACUGAAGGAAAAACUGGAACAUUCACAAAACGAAUAUCUACGACAGAUAAAUGAGCUCCAAGAUGAGUUAGCACAAAUCAAAGCAAUUCGUGAUGAACUUUCCAAGUAUAUCCGGGAAUUAGAGCAGCAUAAUGAUGAUCUAGAAAGGACAAAAAGAACUACGGUGACGUCAUUAGAAGACUUUGAAUCAAGAUUAAAUCUGGCCAUAGAAAGGAAUGCAUUUCUUGAAAAUGAGCUUGAUGAUAAAGAAACCUUGGAAGUAACAGUUCAGAGAAUGAAGGAUGAGGCAAGAGAUAUGGCUCAUGAGCUGCAAGUAAAAGGAAAAAUGAUGACAUUGAAGGGCGCGCAUGACUUGCCAGACAACAAUAAAAUGGCCACAACUCCAAUUAAGCCUAAAGUUUUACACGAAGUAGAAACUAACACCACACCAGGCUUGAAAAAAGGUGCAGCAAUUGGAAAUGCAGGCAAUAAACCUCUGACUUCUACAGCUAGAAUUUCAGCUCUUGAACUUGUUGGAGAUCUCCUGAGAAAAGUUGGGGCUUUAGAAUCCAAAUUGGCAUCAUGUAGAAACUUUGUUCGAGAUCCACCGAGGAAAGCAAAUAGUCCAGUUGAUUCACCAAGGGCAGUAAAAAGAGCCAACCGAAGUGGUACACCCUCAACGUCUGGAACACUCCAAGGAAUAGUCAAGAUAACUGUAUGAUAAACCUUCACUGUACAGUUGUAUUUCUCAGCAUUUUGUAGACUGUUUUGAUUGAAGUAGAUAUCUAACUAACGAAGAUUUAAUGGAUUGUAAUAUCAAAGUUAUAGAAUGGAGAGUUAUUUUGUUGAAUAUGCACCAUAUUACUAAACUAUUAUGUAUAUUAAAAAUAAAAAUAACCUGUUGGUGUUAGACAUCUGGAUCAGCCCAAUGGUUGCUGUAAUCUGUACAGAUACAAUCUUUGCUAGGGUGGAUCAUUUACUUGGGUUAUUAAAUGUGAAGUUUAAAAAUGUACUCACAAAUGUAUUUCUAUCUGAAAUACUGCCAAAGGUGAGGAAAUAUAAGUUAAUGGAUUUUCAUGAUUAUACAAGCUUAAAACAAAUUUGCUGAUGUCAGACUCAAACCCAUGUCCUCUCAAACACUACACAAGUGCUCUACUAACUGAGCUAACCAACCCUCAUGUUAUUUCCCUGUAUAUUGACAUGUAUAUUAUGCACAAAUAGUUAAUGGCCUGAUGUUUCAAACAAAGCAGAGACUUUAUUGAGGAGUUUUAUGUAUAUUGUGUAGCAUGCCAUCUUAAUGAUAAAGAUUGAUCAUGAUGGGCUAAAUUCAACUAAAACACAACAUUCUUCAUGGCAGUGCAUAUUAUUUAAUAAUUUAAAAAAAUUAAAAAUUAAAAAAUUAAAAAAUUUAAAAAAAUUCAAAAAAAUUCUCUAGGGUUGUUCCUCUACAAAUAUUGUACUUAAGGGUUACUUGGACCUUGUGACUUCUAUUUAACUAUGCUACCAAUUCUAAUCAAGAUUAAGAUUUGGAACCACAGUGCAGGGUAACAAUUAUCAUUGGUGCUGGCUCUCUAUUUUCAUUUGUAUCUGAUAGACAGUCCUGAGUAGACGUCAACACAUUUUUUAGGGUUAUAAAUUGAACAUUUUAUGCAGUCUGGAUAGUCACAACACCAAGUUGUGGUGGCACAUCCCUUGUGUGCUGAUGUAGCGUUUUCUACAAUACAAAUUGUUUAGUAUGAAAUUGAAAAUAAUGUGUUGGCAAUUGUAAAUAAUCAGUUUAAUCAAAUCAAAUAGAAAGUAACCUGAUGGUGUUGUGUGGUUGGUUACCAUGGUAACUCAAAUAUAUCUUUAUACUAAUUUUUACAAAACACAGCAGGGAAGUAUUAUUGCCAUUGUUACAAAAACAAAGCAUGGCAUACAAAACAAAGCAUUCUAAAACAGGCAAAAUAGUUUUUGGAGGGUAUUUCCGGCUAGGAAAUUUAGAAACUGAUUCCACUUUUUUAUGGAUGAAUCGGUAACGCAUUAAAUCCCUACUCAUAUCACAGGCCAUGCUAUAGCUCUUUUGAAAUAAGGUUCUUUGAUGAGCUAGUUAAAGACAGUGGACACUAUUGGUAAUUGUCAAAGACCAGUCUUCUCACUUGCUGUAUCUCAACAUAAUGUA